Messenger RNA from Magallana angulata, 1280 nucleotides. RefSeq names its product U-scoloptoxin(05)-Sm1a-like. The record is from RefSeq and is a predicted model, not a curated record. The coding region runs from base 99 to 506 and encodes 135 amino acids. Gene Ontology annotation, biological process: regulation of synaptic transmission, cholinergic; sleep; positive regulation of voltage-gated potassium channel activity. The transcript has 3 exons. Lineage: Eukaryota; Metazoa; Mollusca; Bivalvia; Ostreida; Ostreidae.
GAUGAUUCACACAGGUAUGUAUAGGUGUCGCUAUCGUCACAGGUAAACCGGAAGACAUUUUCGUAGAAUGUGAUUCAAAAGAAUUUUUUUUUAUAAAGAUGCAUAAAACAAGUCUUCUACAAACGUUGAUGGUCCUGGCUUCUGCCUCAACAGUUUUUGGAUUGGAUUGUUACCAAUGUAACUCAACAUUAGAUUCAAACUGUCAAGACCGAUUCAACCAUGAUCAAAGUAUCAACCCAAUUCGGUCCACCAAGUGCACAGUGUACAACUCUCGCUACUGCAUCAAGAUAACAGGCGUGUGGGGAGGUAUUGUGGGGACCCAUCGGUUCUGCAGUGCCCGUGACCUGGGUGACCAGUGCCAGGAUUUGUCUUACCCUGACCACGACCGCUUGUACCGUGCCUGUGUAUACAGCUGUACCAGCGAUGACUGUAACUCUGCCCCCUUUCGUGCACCCUCCAUUUUACUGUCACUCGUGGGACUGCUUCUGAUGAAAUUAUUCUGUUAACCGUGUGUCACUAACUGAUAUAAUAUAUCAUUUAUUUCAAACAAAAUGUGAUCCAGGAUUAUUAUGAAAAGGAAAAAACAUAAAUGGAGAUACAUAUGACUUUCAGCAUUUUAACUUUAAACAACUACAACAUUGCUGGAACUUUAUUUAUCAGGAAAACAAGGAGUGCAAUUUAAUCAGAUAAUACAGGAUCUACAUAAGUUUUGAUAAGAAUACAUAAGGUAGUCAAAAAUAAAACGAUGCUCCAUAUAUAUUUGUAAACGUGUAUAUAUUUUCAUCAUUUUUUACAAUAUCUAUGCAAACUUCAUCACUGUUCCAUUGAUGAUCUUUCAUCUGUAUGUUUCCAUUAAUGUAACAUGCUCUUAAUUUUAACCAUAUAUUUUCAUUCUGAAAUUUAAGAAAAUAAAAAGAUGUGGAAAAUCUGAGAUAUUUGAUAAGGGGAGGGAACGACGGAUAAUGGAAGCUGGAGGAUCAUCAUUGUUCAUUCUCUUGUUUCUUUAAGUUUGUAAAAUCAUAUUCAGGAGAAAAUAUGCCUUAUUUUAUCACAUAAUCAUGUCAUUUGAUGUUGUAUGGAAGAGAAAGCUUGUUACUGUACAUAAACAUGAAUGUACAGAGUAAUAACUAUAUUUACAUAUUUAUGAUAGUGUGUACUGGAUUUCAGUUAUACCUGUGCCAUUUCCAUGUAAAUUUCCAUGAUCCUUUUGUAUGUAUUUUGUACCUAUCAUUUUUACAAUGUAAACAUGACUGUAUAUAGAUCUAUAAACCUGCCUAAAC